Molecule: messenger RNA, 1626 nt
Organism: Daphnia pulicaria
Lineage: Eukaryota; Metazoa; Arthropoda; Branchiopoda; Diplostraca; Daphniidae
Product: galactokinase-like
Exons: 9
Coding region: 132-1322 (396 amino acids)
Biological process (GO): galactose metabolic process; carbohydrate phosphorylation
Cellular component (GO): cytosol; cytoplasm
Molecular function (GO): galactokinase activity; ATP binding
Source: RefSeq, a predicted model, not a curated record
ACUCAUGCACGCCACGGUCGUCUGCGAUUUAGAAUUAGAACACCUGUUGCGCUGUAUUCACAGAGCAAAAGACUAAUAGAGCGAAGUAUUGUAUUAUAUAAAGCAAUAAAAUCGAAAAAAAAAACUGUAUAAUGGCUCAUGAAAAUGAAGACAUUCCGACCCUCGUGAAAAGAGCUAAUGAUCUGUUUAUGCAAAGAUUCAAAUACGAAGCCUCCGUUUUCGUUUGUAGCCCUGGAAGAGUCAAUUUAAUAGGUGAUCAUGUGGAUUAUAAUGGUGGAUAUGUUUUGCCCAUGGGAAUUCCUAUGGCAACUGUUAUUGUUGGAUCUUUAAAUGAACUCUCAAUAUGUAGAAUUGAAACAGAUGCAAAAAUCCAAGGGAUUGAUGAACCCAAAUAUGUUGAAUUUAACAUUCCUUCUAAAGAUAUAGCAGUUGAGCCUGGAUCUCCAAAAUGGGCUAAUUAUGUUAAGGGUGUAGUAGCUGGUUUUCAUGGACCUAUCAAAACAGGAUUUGACUGUGUGAUAGUUUCUUCUAUUCCUGUGGGAGCAGGACUUUCAAGCAGUGCAGCAAUAGAAGUUGCAAGUUAUACUCUCCUGGAAGAAUUAUUAAGUAGCCCUUCAACAAGUUUGAAAGAAAAAGCUUUGGCUUGUCAGAAAGCUGAACAUGUUUUUGCUGGAUGUCCAUGUGGAAUUAUGGAUCAAUUUGUAUGUACAUUCGCUACCUCUGGAUGCGCCUAUUUACUGAACUGCAAGACAAUGGAAGGCCGUCAUAUACCUUUAGAUGAUCCUAGUGUUUGCAUUUUGAUCAUAAAUUCUGGGGUGAAACACGAACUGUCAGGAUCGGAAUAUCCGUUGCGACGAGCACAAUGCGAACAAGCUGCUAAGACUUUGGGCGCUGCGUAUCUGUGUGACGUCAGUCGCAAAGCAUUGGAAGAAAAUAAGGAGUCGUUAGAUGCCGAAGUAUUCAGACGUGCUCUUCACGUUAUAAAUGAAACUGAGUAUACCUUGGAAUUUGUUGAAUUUUUAAAAGAAAAAAAUUAUGUUGAAGCUGGGCAGCGUAUGAUACGAAGCCAUAAAUCUCUCAGCGAUCUGUACAAUGUGUCUUGCCAAGAGUUGGAUAUCAUUGUUGAUAUCGCGAGUAAAAUCAAUGGCAUCUAUGGAGCUCGGAUGACUGGAGGAGGAUUUGGUGGAUGUGUCGUCGCUCUGGCUGAGACUGAUAAAGCAUUAAGCGCGAUGGAAACUAUUCGAAAUCAGUGCAAAUCUCAAAACAUUUCUCCAAUUUUAUACAUCUGCAAGCCAUGUGAGGGCACUCGCCGCUUGAAUUAAGCCGUGUGUGAUUACAUUCGAAAUAAGUGAUGAAGUUAAUAUUUUUUUAAAUUCGUAUGCUUAUUACUCUAGUACGUACAUGCUGCCUAGAGAAGGGGUUGAUAUAGUGGUUGUAUUUGAAAAAGAACAUAUAAUUUUGUUAAUUUCAUUAAAUCAAGUUGAAUUUACACAUCAAACACAUAAUCUGCCUUCUGAAGUUUCUUUUUCAGUUGAGACGCCUUCUCAUCCCUAAAUAAAUAGAGAAAAUUGGUGUUGGAGGGUGUUCAAAUGAAUCAAUAAAGAUAAUCAUGCUUUACCUGAUAAA